CUGCUAGUGGGAGGAGCCAAUCCGUCAGUCAGUCAGGUAGGAAGGUAGGUAGGUAGGUGGGUAGAACGGAAGUAAGAGAGCCGCCACCUUGAUUGUUCAAGAACUAAGCCGAAGCCUUCCAGAACUUUGGGCUCAGCUGUUCAGUCCACCAUGAGGAGUUGCUGUCAUCAUCUUCCUCUCCUCCUUCCCUUCCUGUUCGCAAUGGUCGAGGGUGAGGCCGUCUCCGGGUUCAGGAUCUGUGCCUACAAUGUGCAAAAGUUCGACUCACAGAAGGCAGCGAACUUCAAAGUGUUACACACACUGACACGGAUCAUAUCGCGCUGUGACAUCAUCCUCCUACAGGAGGUGACGGACUCUGACGGCUCCGCCAUCAAAGCACUACUGUCGUCUCUCAACAGGUACAGUGGAAGGGAAGCUCAAAGGUAUGAAGGAUACCACUACCGCUCCGAGUCCAGUUCUAGUCUGGGCAAGUCCCCCAGCGACAUGCAGAAGUACGUCUUCAUCUACAGGACAGAGACUGUUAGUGUGCUGGACCGAUAUCAGUACCAGAACCAGCAACAGUUUCUCAGACCUCCACUAGCCGUUCACUUCCACAGCAACAAAACAGCUGUCAAGAACUUCGUUCUGGUCGGGCUGCACACAGACCCCGGCAAAGCCGUCCAGGAGCUCGACCGCCUGUACGACGUCUUCAAGGAAGUGUUGAAAAAAUGGGACAACAAGAACGUCAUAUUCUUGGGUGAUUUCCAUGCCAGCUGCGCCUAUGUGACCCGAAAUGACAAGAAGAACAUCCGACUGUUCACCAACACCAGCUUCUCCUGGCUCAUCAAGGACAAAAUGGAUACCACCAUCACAGAUGAAACUAGCUGUGCAUAUGACCGAAUUGUCGUGUACGGGAAGUCCUUCUUGAAGGCCAUCGUUCCGUUCUCUGCCAGGGUCUUCAACUAUGCUCAGGAGUACAAAUUGGCGAGGGCGAGGGUGCUGGAGGUGAGCGAUCACUUCCCUGUGGAGGUAAGGCUAAAGAGCUACGCCCUGGCUACUCAGGCCACACCCCUUCUGCUCCUGGUCAGCGCAGUGAUCCACUCCUUCCUGUCGUCUCUGUGAUUUUUUUUUUUUUUUUUUACAUGCUCCCAAUCAUGGACUUGAUAUGGUUGUAACUCCCACCCUGGAACCCUUUAGGCACGUCUAUUACCACACUAAUUGCGUGAAUGAAUUUGAGCAAGCAGAUGCUAAGUCACAUGAUGUCUUGAAGACGCUUCUUUGUCAGUGUUGUCUUCAGUGUUGACUGGUUUAUAUUUUUUAGCUGGUUCAUCCAUCCAUCUUCUAUGCUGCUUAUCCGCUAUCCACAGGUAUGAUGGAGCCUAUCCCAGCGGACUCUGAGUUAGAGGCGGGGUACAGCCUGGACUGGUGGCCAGCCAAUCACAGGGCACAUAUAGACAAACAACCAUUCACACUGUCAUUCAUACCUAUGGACAAUUUAUAGUUGCCAAUUAACCUAAGCUUAAGUUAAUUAGGUUAGCUAGUAAAUUAGCCAUGUAUUAUUUGUAACAUUUUUAUGGUUUAAGUGUCAGUGAAAAAUGAAAGAUGCCAAAUUUUGCGACAACAAAACCUCACAAAGUGAUCUUUAUGGAAUCAUGAAUACAUGAAUGUCAUGUACAGUAUGUUUGUUUGCAGUGUUUUGGGGUGGUUGUGUUUUUUUUACCUUUUUAUGUUCAAAUUGAAAAGCUAUUGUAUGAAAUAAAAUUGUACUCUAUGAUCAU
Doryrhamphus excisus (bluestripe pipefish) is the source of this 1757-nucleotide messenger RNA. RefSeq names its product deoxyribonuclease-1-like. Gene Ontology annotation, biological process: DNA catabolic process. Lineage: Eukaryota; Metazoa; Chordata; Actinopteri; Syngnathiformes; Syngnathidae. Gene Ontology annotation, cellular component: nucleus. Gene Ontology annotation, molecular function: deoxyribonuclease I activity; DNA binding. The record is from RefSeq and is a predicted model, not a curated record.